AUUUUUGUGUUCCUCUACAUCCCAUGUCUAUCGAAACCAAGAGAGCUUACGGCGCUGAAGAGACGGACGCUAAGAGAAGAAAGCAGGGUGCAAGGGCCAAGAACCCGGUUGAUGACAAUGGUAUUUCCGAGUGCUUCCAGAAGGUCACCACCUCUUUAUAUGUAUCGCUUGCGCCGUGCCACGCGGCAAACCCGAUCCAGGGAAUCAAGACGCUGCAUUUAGAGCCAUUGGUGAUGACCUACUUCCAACCAGCUCACGGUGUGGUGUUAUCAUACGGUAACCUCAAGUUGUCCAACGACAAUAUUCUCGAGGAAGACGGGAAAAAGCAGCUCCUCACAAAGAUCUCAUACGACGGACCAUUCUCCUUUUUGUGGAUUUCCGUCGACUUUUUGGUCUGGACCCCGCAGGUCGGCGACACCCUUGAAGGCUACAGCUACAUGCAAUCGGCGUCGCACAUUGGGUUGUUGAUCCACGAUACCUUCAACGCCUCCAUCAAGAAGAGCAGCAUUCCGUCCGGAUGGGAGUUCGUCCACAACCAAGUUGACGAAUACGCUACAGAGGUGGAAGAGAACAAGUUCCGCUCGUUAGGAUACUGGGUCGACGAAAACGGUAUUAAGAUCGAAGGCAGGAUGAAGCUUACCGUCAAGGCUGUUCAUUCCACUGGCAGAGUCAUCUCCGUCGAGGGGACUUUAUUACAGCCAAACUCCGAGAGAGACGCCUUGCCGAUCGUUCCGAACAAAUCCAAGAAGUUUGAAGAUGAGACUCCGAUCACUGUGGUGGCGGAAGAGGCCAAGGAGGAAGAGGACGAGAGCGUGCCAACCUACACAAAGGAGUCCAGUGACAGCGAAGACGAAGACGGAAAGGUUGUUGCUGCAGACUCGUCCGAUGAUGAUUCCGAUUAGUCAUGAAUUUUCCCUGUUAUAUUAGUUAGGCAGCAGCCUUUGUUCGCAUGUUUAUAUUACGUUAUUGAAAAUGGAUUGUAGGGUGAGAUGCGGGUGGUAUAGGAGAAAAGAAAGCACAGGAUGGUAAAAGUGGGGUUUUUUUUUCUCUGGCGAGACAGCUCGGUUUACCCAGCUGUUGAAAAGAUUACAAGUCUGAGACGGUGUUUGUUAUAUGAGAGACCUUGAGGCGAUCUGGUAUUGGAUCGGAGAAUAAUAAGCUUGAGGAAUUAUAUGCCAAUUCUAAGCCUA
Messenger RNA from Babjeviella inositovora NRRL Y-12698, 1190 nucleotides. RefSeq names its product DNA-directed RNA polymerase I subunit. The transcript has a single exon. The record is from RefSeq and is a predicted model, not a curated record. Lineage: Eukaryota; Fungi; Ascomycota; Pichiomycetes; Serinales. Gene Ontology annotation, cellular component: RNA polymerase I complex. Bases 24 to 902 code for a protein of 292 amino acids. Gene Ontology annotation, biological process: DNA-templated transcription; DNA-templated transcription initiation.